Ciona intestinalis (vase tunicate) is the source of this 2462-nucleotide messenger RNA. Lineage: Eukaryota; Metazoa; Chordata; Ascidiacea; Phlebobranchia; Cionidae. The record is from RefSeq and is a predicted model, not a curated record.
UUAUUUAUCUCGUGUUGCAGGAGUAUUGUAAAGUUGUAUUGUUAUUGUUAUUACUUCUUUUAUUGCAUAAAAAAAUAUUUGGGAAUUGCAUGGAAAACUACAAGUUGCUACAGCGAUUGGGCCGGGGGGCUCAAGGUUCUGUGUACUUGGUGGAACACAAGGAAGAUAAAGCUAAAUAUGUUUUAAAGAAGGUUGAAUGCAAUGACGAGAGUGAGGCAAAUAAAGCCUUCAAAGAGGCAAUGGCGCUACAAGAGCUUCGUCAUCAGUUUGUGUGCGGGUACAAAGAAUUCUUUGUAACUUGGGAUCGUGAGGAAUCAGCCAUGUUUGUGUGUAUUGUCAUGGAUUAUUAUGAACUUGGAGAUCUCGCAAAAGUCCUCAAGACCAAGAGAGUAAAGCAGGAAAACAUAGACGAGAUGAUCUUGCGUAAAUGGCUCGGGCAAAUGGUUGAAGCGCUUGUGUUCGUCCACAACAAGAAAGUGAUCCAUAGAGAUCUCAAACCCAGCAAUAUCUUCAUGACGAAGAACCUCAGCAUAUGCAUCGGGGACUUUGGGGUGGCCACUGUGAUGGGAGAUGCAAGGACAAGAACCAGGACUACUGUUGGAUCAAUGAACUGGAUGGCACCCGAGGUGAUGGAACGUCCGUACGAUGAAAGGAGUGACGUCUGGUCACUAGGGUGCAUACUUCUUGAACUCGCUACUUGUUCAUUUCUUGAUCCGGUUCAAAUUUCUGGUUCAUUGUUUGAGAUCAAGCAGAACCCACAGUGUCUGGAAGACAUCUUGUGUGAACUUCCCAAGCAUAAAUAUUCCCCCCAUCUGUGUCAGUUGAUACGUACCAUGCUAAGGAGGAAUUUCCAGCAAAGACCAACCGCUGUAGAGUUACUUGCCUUCCCUUAUGUGAAGGAAUGCCUUCUACUUAAUCCAGACUCUGAACUUGUUGAGAAAAAGAAAGUAUUCACCCCACCUAAAGAUGCGUUUCCAAAAGGCAAAAGUGUGCAGAUGAUAUUCAGUUAUAUGACAAAGAACUCUGAAAAUGAAGCUGCGCAGAAGGAAGCAUUUAAACAUCUGGCAUUCAGGACACAGAAAAAGGAUUUCGCUGGAUCGAUGACGACAGCGAUGAAGAAGAAGAUCGUGAAGUUGAUGGAACAACACAUGGAUUGCUCCGAUGUUCAACUCCAUGGUUACAAAAUCCUCCUUAAUCUUGUUGAGCUUUCCUCCUCCGAUCGUGAGGUUUUCUACAAGCGAGAGAUGAUACGACCCGUGCUUGUGGGGAUGAGAUCGCAUCCGACGAGCGAGCAACUUCAAUCUACAGCGUGUUCGCUCAUCAUGACGUUAUCUGCUGAUGAGGAUGCAGCAGACAUAAUAGGACAGGCAGGCGGUGUGCAAGAUAUUUUAUCUGCCAUGCGUCAGUUCACCAAUAAACCAGAUAUCUGUUCUACUUGUUGUGGGGCUUUGUGGAGUUUAUCGGUUAAUGAAUCAAACGCUCGUAUCGUAACAGAAGAGAAAGGAUUACAAGAUGUUUGCAACGCUAUGGAAACGCAUGCUAAUUCAUCCGAACUUAUAGAGAGCGCUUGUUCGGCUAUUUGGUCCUUAUCGUUGGAAGAUGAUAAUGUUGACAUAUUAUCUGACGUUGCCAUCAGUCUUAUAAUUGAAUCGAUGGAGAAACAUGUCACUAAAGUUAAAGUUGUCAAGAGUGCUCUUAUGGCCCUGGCGAGCAUCGUAACGUGUGGGGAGGAAUGCGCAUAUCGAGUACUCAGUCCUAGCAAUGAUGUCACGGGGUUAAAGGUCAUCACGGACGCAAUGACUCAUCAUAAAAAUGAGGUUGACAUUGCAGAAAGUUUCUGUACCUUGCUGCUUGAGUUAACUGAAUAUGAUGACGUGGUUAACGAGAUGAAAUCACCAAGUUUGAAAAUCAAACAGAUUGUCGCGAAUUUAAGGAAACAGUUUCGAUCCAACGAGGAAAUAUCUGGCAGCACUGAAGUGAUUCUGUCAAAAUUUGGAGUUAGUGCUCCACGUAGUCCACAGAGGCCACCAUCGGCGAGAAGCCGUCCUAGAUCCGCCGCCAGAAACCGAUGACGUCACAACUCAUGACGUAAUCGUUGAUGACAUCACAUAUAAUGACGUGAUUUCUGAUGACGUAUUGAUUGGACAAGCUUUUGCCGCUAACGAUUUAUUUAACGUUUCAAGCAGUUACUGAGUUCGGCUGCACUUAAAAAAGUUUGUACUUUGCUAAAAAAUGCCUUGUAGUUGUCGAUUUUGAACCUGACAUCUUCAGUCUGCGUUGAUUUUAUUUUUCUCAUGAGAUUUCGGCAUUUCGUGUCCUUUGUAUCGUGGUAUGAUUGUGUAAUUUCAUAUAUAGUGUUUCUAUAGAUCUUCCACGUUCAUUUUCACCUUGUACACUGUAGUAGGCGCACUCGCACUGUAAUUUUGAUUUGCACUCGUAGAAUAAAACACACAAUAAUCAAA